Molecule: messenger RNA, 2198 nt
Organism: Lontra canadensis (Northern American river otter)
Lineage: Eukaryota; Metazoa; Chordata; Mammalia; Carnivora; Mustelidae
Gene: ZNF684
Product: zinc finger protein 684
Exons: 5
Coding region: 355-1545 (396 amino acids)
Biological process (GO): negative regulation of transcription by RNA polymerase II; central nervous system development
Cellular component (GO): nucleus
Molecular function (GO): RNA polymerase II cis-regulatory region sequence-specific DNA binding; DNA-binding transcription repressor activity, RNA polymerase II-specific
Source: RefSeq, a predicted model, not a curated record
CAACCUUCUCAAGAAAACCCAACCCAGUUUGAGUUCUCUUAUCCCAGCUUCAGAGCAGAGAUUCCAGAGAGUUUUAGAGACCAGGCUUUUAGUUAGUCUUUUAUUCAUUUAAAUUUUCUUGGAAUAAAUUUUGGGAGAAAAAAAUGUCACUGAUUCAAAGAUUAACAACUUGCUGUUAGAUCAGCAGAACAGAAAUGUACAACAUACUUGUCCGACCUUCAUAUAUUCAUAACAGAACCACCAGUAGAGUUUGGUGCUUAUAAAAUAUGGAUUUUUCUGACAUCUUCUAGAAUCAUUCUCCCACUGGGUGACAUUUACUGAAGCUGGAAUAUCUCUGUGUAAGAGCUGCAGAAAAUGAUCAACUUCCAGUCCCCAAAUGAUGCACACUUUAGUUUGAAGAUGAAUGUGCUGUUACAGGGAUCAGUGACAUUCCAGGAUGUGGCUGUGGACUUCACCCCAGAGGAGUGGCAGCUGCUUGACUGUGAUCAGAGAACCUUGUAUUGGGAUGUGAUGUUGGAGAACUUUAGAAACCUCAUCUCAGUGGGGGGCCCCGGUACCAAAACAAAAGGCGUCUUCAAGGCAGAGCAAGGACAAGAGCCAUGGCUGGGGGAGGGAGAGAACCCAUGCUGGCGCUGUCCAGAAGCUGAUUGCCUACUUGUUGAUGAAUCAGAGAAGCACCAGGAAAGCAAAGACAAUUUUUUGAAUUCAGUUUUGUUCACAUUCAAUAAAAUUCUGACUAUGGACAGACUCCAUGGUUAUAACAUGAGCACAAGUCUUAAUCCUACAAGAAAAAAAUCAUAUAAAUGUAAAUUAUAUGGGAAGAGUUUACAACCUACUUUAGACUUACUUAGUUACGAUAGAUGUUAUACUGGAAAAAACUCAUAUGAAUGCACUGAAUGUGGGAAAGCCUUCAAAAAGAAAUUUCAUUUCAUUAGACAUGAAAAAAAUCAUACAAGAAAAAAACCUUUUGAAUGCCGUGACUGUGGGAAAGCCUAUAGCAGGAAGGCGCACCUUGCAACUCAUCAGAAAAUCCAUAACGGAGAGAGACCCUUUGUGUGCAAUGAUUGUGGGAAAGCAUUUAUGCAUAAAGCACAACUGGUGGUCCAUCAGAGACUCCACACGGGAGAGAAACCUUACGAAUGCCAUCAGUGUGGGAAGUCGUUCACUUGGAACUCCUCCUUUACCCAGCAUGUGAAAUCCCAUACACUUGAGAACUCAUUUGAAUGUAAGGAAUGUGGGAAAACCUUCAGGUAUAGCUCAUCCCUUUAUAAACAUUCUCGAUUUCAUACAGGAGAGAAACCCUACCAAUGUAUUGUAUGUGGCAAAGCCUUUGGUAACACAUCUGUGCUUGUUACACAUCAAAGAAUUCAUACAGGAGAGAAACCAUAUGGGUGCAUCGAAUGUGGCAAAGCCUUCAUCAAGAAGUCACAUCUGCUUAGACAUCAGAUAACUCAUACAGGAGAGAAGCCCUAUGAAUGUAACAGAUGUGGGAAAGCCUUUUCCCAGAAGUCAAAUCUUAUUGUACAUCAGAAGAUUCAUACAUAGUAUUCAUGUUGAAUACGACAAAGCCUUAAAUAUUAGAUAAAUCUUAUUAAAACAGAAUUCACGGGGAGAAAUCCACCAAUUUGAAUGGAUUUGGAAGAGUAGAUUCCCACAAAAAAGAAUCAGUGCCAUCAUGUUUUGGAAGUGAUAAUAAAAUUUUUACAGAAAAAGGUCACAGAAAACAUUUAUAAAUAACAGUGCUUAGAAAGUAAGCAUAAAUUAGUCAAGGAAUCAGUGAAAAUUAUACUUAUUAUCUCUGAUUUUUAUUUUUAUAAUAUUAUAGAAUUACACAAGUGUGAGUAUAAAAUGUUUAUUACACUAAAUUAUAUCAAGAGUGAGGUACCUAUCAUUUUUUUCUUCCAAUCCUAACAACAUGCAAGUGAAAAAAAUGUGGUUUAAUAUGAAAUACGCAGUUCAGUAAUACUUUUAUCCAUUUGCUGGCACUUUUAAUGGGCAAGGCAGUGUUAUUGAUCUGUCUCCUUUUUAGUUAUAAAACUUGUUACAGAGGUGUUUUCCUAUGUAUGUAAACAGCAAAACAACCAAUUUAAGACACGAUUUGUGAGGGAAAAGCAGUUGUAUUCUGUAUUACAAUAAGUAUUCAGUUGGGGAGAAUAAGUAUUUAAAUAAGUUUGUAAAUAAAACAUUUGCACUUCAAA